AUGGAUCCUGCUGCUCCAACUGCUGCUGCCCCUGUCCCAGCCCUGGCCCUAGCCCUGGCUCCGGCCUUAGCGCAGGCCCCCCUGGCCCUCCCUGGCCUGUUAAACCCAUCGCUCCUUCUCUCCUCUGGACAAGAAGUAGAUGGAAGCCGAAGAGGAGCUUGUCUUUGGAGGCCCUGGCUGUCCUCUACAUGUGACCCUCCAAGGCAGGUGAGGAAACUUGCAGAUUUGGCCGCUGGUGGAGCAAUAGGUGCUGAGGUCACCAAGGCUGACUCCGAGUUUCAUCACCCCAUCAGGCUCUUCUGGCCUAAAUCCCGCUCCUUUGACUACCUGUACAGUGAUGGGGAGAUUUUACUGCAGAACUUUCCUGUCCAGGCAACCAUCAAUCUGUAUGAGGACUCACACAGUGAAGAGGAGGAAGAGGAAGAGGAGGAGGACAAAGAAGAGGAGGCAGAUGAAAAGGGGCCAGAAGAGUGUGUGAGGGUACCAGGAUCAGCACCACACAGGGCCACAGCUCAUCAUCCUUCUCUACCCCUGACCUGUCCAAACUGAGCCCUUCAGAGUCUGAUUGGGGUUCAGUAUGCCUGGCAAGGCUCCAGGGCAUCGAUUAGCCACGAAUCUCUAGGCACAGCUCUCUGGAUUGAAAGUUGGGUCCUUGAGUCACCAGCUCACCCUGGCUGUACCCAACUGGCCUGUGAGCCCAAGCCUCUGGCAUCUCAUUGUUUGGGCUGCUGUUGUGUUGACAGUGGGAGGGUCCUAGAAGUUCUAGGGGAAGGAAGACCUGCUUUCUGAAACCCCCAGGAAGCAGAUCAGGACAGAGCAUGCCUAUGUAGAGGGAAACUGUCAUUCUUCAGGGCUCUUUGACUCCCCAGGCUUCCAGGUGGUCACAUAGUCCUGUCUCCCCAUAGAAACCCAGAUUUCUGGCUCCACCUCUAGGGUUACCGACACCAGAUCCAAGCAAAGGUGGGAUGCCUUUCUGAUGGGCCUUUCAGGAAGAGAAGGGGGCAUGG
Equus quagga is the source of this 1007-nucleotide messenger RNA. RefSeq names its product ripply transcriptional repressor 1 (gene RIPPLY1). The transcript has 4 exons. Gene Ontology annotation, biological process: negative regulation of transcription by RNA polymerase II; embryonic pattern specification. The coding region runs from base 1 to 549 and encodes 182 amino acids. Lineage: Eukaryota; Metazoa; Chordata; Mammalia; Perissodactyla; Equidae. The record is from RefSeq and is a predicted model, not a curated record. Gene Ontology annotation, cellular component: nucleus.